This is a messenger RNA of Aspergillus ibericus CBS 121593, 1206 nucleotides long. RefSeq names its product carbon-nitrogen hydrolase family protein. The coding region runs from base 149 to 1027 and encodes 292 amino acids. The record is from RefSeq and is a predicted model, not a curated record. The transcript has 5 exons. NCBI's taxonomy places the organism in Eukaryota, Fungi, Ascomycota, Eurotiomycetes, Eurotiales, Aspergillaceae. Gene Ontology annotation, molecular function: hydrolase activity, acting on carbon-nitrogen (but not peptide) bonds, in linear amides.
AGGUUUCAGAUGGCGUAACGUUAUCACUCUUAUCAGGCCGAGCGACUCCAACAAUGCGGGGGUCUGACCCACCCUCUCCAACUCUGCAUCAUAAUAUCCUCAUCGCAACUCCCAUGCAGUUGAAUCCUCAAUCCACCUCUCGAUCACAAUGACACCCACUCACCGCGUCGCCGUCAUCCAAUGGAACAUCAAGGACCUCGCCGUCGACGAGAACCACCAGACAGCAUGCUCCUACAUCCGUGACGCCGCAUCCCAAGGUGCUGAAUUGGCCGUCUUGCCUGAAUACCACCUAACCGGUUGGUCCCCCUCAGACCCCGAAUGGACCGCCCUCGCCUCACAAACAACCCCCUACCUGAAAGCCUACCAGGCCCUUGCCCGUGAGCUACACAUCUGCAUCGUUCCUGGGACCAUCGUCGAGCGCCACUCCUCCGUACAAGACGAACAAACCCUCCUCUACAACACCGCCUACUUCAUUUCCAACGACGGAAGUAUUCUGGGUCACUACCGCAAGAAGAACAUCUGGCAUCCGGAGCGUCCCUACUUGACGUCUUCGGGGACAGACCCGCACGAUGUAUUCGAUACCCCGAUUGGAAAGGUCGGGUUACUGAUCUGCUGGGAUUUGGCGUUCCCGGAAGCAUUCCGGGAGUUGAUUUGCAAGGGGGCGGAGGUGGUAAUUGUGCCUACUUAUUGGAGUAAAUACGAUGCCUCCCCAGCCGCACUCCAACAUAACCCCGACUCCGAGAAACUCUUCCUCGAGACAACUCUCACCGCGCGAUGCUUCGAGAAUACCUGCGCGAUCAUCUUCGCCAAUGUGGCACGCGGUGAAGAAGAAAGUGAUCGCUUCCUGGGCCUGUCGAGAGUCUGUUUACCCGUUGUUGGCCCAGUAGGGGCAAUGGGCCCUGAAGAGGGAGUAUUGGUGGCGGAUAUGAAUAUGGAUGUUGUUCGGAUCGCAGAGGAGAAUUAUCGAGUGAGAGAGGAUCUGAGCCGUGAGGGGUGGUACUAUACCUAUCGGCAUCAGAGUGCUUAGCUGAAUGAGGGGAGGUGAGGCAAUAUCAAAUAUAUCCUUCCCGUUCACCUCCCCAUCACUCCAACCCCCUAAAUCCCCUCACAAGACCCUCAGAACUAAUACCAAAGUGACGUCAACCCGAAGCCCCAACCGGGCCACUUUAUCCUAUCCCUACUGCCACUCCCACUCCCACUCCCCUU